UGGAUGUUGUUGACAGACCCCACUCUCUGGUUUUUAGAUCUGCCUUUGAUUCCAGUCAUGGAGGAGGAGGACGUUAAGUUUGAUAAGCGGAUAUUUGAGGGUCUAACUGCCCAGGGACUAAAUAAGCUACAGUUUGCUAUUGUCAAACUAGAGUCUUGCAAUGGGACAGAAAGUAUUUCAUUUUCAGAAGCCUCUUGUGGAUAUGAAGUGUUAAGGGACAAAAUAAAACGACGACCAUGUUUUUUCCCGUUUACAUCAAUCUUCAAAGACGGCGUUUCUUUCUUGCAAAAUUUGGAAAAAGCAAGCAACGAUGACAUUAAAAAUAUGGAAGGCUACAUGAAAGAUGCUGCUUUACGCCUUAAUGCAUUUUACAAAGCUAAAGAGCGCAAUGAAUCCUGUCUGAAAAAAGUCUUUGACAUCAGACUAAAUAGAGAAGAAAUGGCAGUUACAGAGACAGAUAUAAGCAUUACACUUGCAGAGCACUUGCUUGGAAAGUUAGCUCCUGGGGAGUCCUACAAAAUUGAUGAUAAAGCAAGGGGAGAGAAGAGUUGCAGGUGUGGAUGUAAAGUGACACCUGUAUUUGGUGGAACAGGAAUAGGGCAUGAACAAGUUUGGCAUGGAUUCAUUGAUAUUGUCUUCUCUCCACAUCUGGGAAUUCCUGCUAUAGCAAGCACUGUGUUGGAUAGGGAAGAAAAGAUUUCCAAAAAAAGAAAAGUUGAAUGUGAACAAGAUGAAACACAGAACGAUGAUUCUUCAGGUCAGAGGUCAACAGAGGUCAAGCAGCAUUCACUGUCACAAGCAAUAGCACAAACAAUUGUGUAUUCUCUAGUUGAAAAGCAAAAACACCCAAAUUUUUUACAUCACAUGAUACCAAAUAUUGUUAUUUCCCCGGAAAAGGUGGAAAUUCUGAUGUAUGAUGCAGAUAGUGAUGUUUUACUUUGCAGCAAUCCAAUUCUAUUAUUCAAUUUAGAUCUUCCAGAAGAGAGAACCCUUAUUGAUGAGACUGUUAUUAUUCUGUGGAUGGUUUUACAUUACAGAAUAUUUUGCACUGGAUUCAAUAAGGCAAAACCUUAUGUACUUGAAAGAUGUAAAUCAAAUUUUAGACAACUUGUUGCAAGUAAGUGGGAUAUCUAUUCAAAAUCCUUGAAGAGCUUUGUUUCUGGUUUCCCUUCUGUAGAAAAAUGGCCGAUAAGUAAGUUAGUUCAGUGUGGUUUAACACUUGAAUUUGAGUCGGAUGACUUUUAAAAUGCCAAAUUUACAAAAUGAAGGCUUAUCAAUUCCAGUCAUAAAGUAAUGUUUGUAAAAAAAUUUUAAUGAUGUGUACCUGUUAUAGAAUUAAAGUUUUCUUAUAUCAA
Saccostrea cuccullata (small rock oyster) is the source of this 1355-nucleotide messenger RNA. RefSeq lists its product as uncharacterized. The coding region runs from base 4 to 1245 and encodes 413 amino acids. The record is from RefSeq and is a predicted model, not a curated record. NCBI's taxonomy places the organism in Eukaryota, Metazoa, Mollusca, Bivalvia, Ostreida, Ostreidae. The transcript is spliced from 4 exons.